Messenger RNA from Rotaria socialis, 1596 nucleotides. NCBI's taxonomy places the organism in Eukaryota, Metazoa, Rotifera, Eurotatoria, Philodinida, Philodinidae. The record is from the annotation of a GenBank genome assembly.
AUGUCGCUCGAUUCAAUGCAUACUAUGGAUGAUUCUUGUAUCAAUGAUGAUUCAUAUUCUCAAAAUUUUGCAUCAGUUAAAUUGCGUUUUUCACUAAGCACAACACUAUUAAUAUAUGGCAUUUAUUUAUUACCAUUUUGUUUCGGCAUAUUUGGUAAUAUUAGUGUAUGUCUUAUAUUUUUUCAACAAAAAAAAUUACGAUCAAUAACAAAUACAUUUCUCAUGAAUCUUUGUGUAAAUGACUUAAUUGUCUUAUGCGUAUCGAUUCCAAUGACAUUAUCAGCUGCAUUGCUCGAGCAUUGGAUAUUCGGUGCAUUUCUUUGUAAACUUCUCAAUUUUGCUCCAACAGUAAUAGCUCUUGUAUCAACAUUUACUGUUGCCACAAUAUCUGUUGAACGUUGGUUUUUUAUUGUUAAUAAAAAAAAGUUCGAUCGUCGUUGUACAAUCAUAACACUUAUUCUACUUUGGUUUGUAUCGAUAUUAAUUGCAUUACCUGAAUUUAUAUCUCGACAUAUACAAGAAUUUGCACCACCACCAAUACCAUUUUCAAUGAUGAAAACGAAACUAUCAUUACAUACAAGAAACGAUUACAAUGAUACAGAUUUUCCACUAAUGGAAAUGACAAAACCCUCAUGUCAUAUGAAAAAGAUUUAUUUUUGUGUUUUAAAUCCUGGUAUUCGUAUGCGAAUAUUUUCAUACAUUGUGAUCACUGUACAAUAUCUAGUACCGUUCAUAUUUGUAUCGGUUAGUUGUUAUUCAAUUAGUCGUUUUCUUAAAGGACGUAUGAAACAGAUGCGUACAUAUCAAGUACGUCGUUCUACAGGUAAUAAUGAUAAUAGGCAGUCUAAAAAACAAAAAGAACCCAAACUUCAACACCAACCGUCUGAUCUCGAUAAUAUAUCUGAACAUAAAUUCGCUGAUUAUGAAGAAAUAUCUGUGGCAGUGGUUAAAGAUGAAAAAAAAAACAAUCAUUCAUUAAAACGUCUUCGUAGCUUAUUUAAAAAUCGUAAACAACAUCCAAAUUCACUAGAUUUAGAGCAACCAAAUUCUCUUUCCCAGUCAGAUGUUAAUCCUGCAUUAAUACCCAAUGUUAGAGUUCAAUCACAUAGCGAAAGACGUUUUCAUCGUAGUAAAAAAUUAUUGAUAUGUGUCGCUGCCCUUUUUACUAUAUCAUGGUUACCAUUGACUGUCGUACAAAUUUAUUUAGAACAUAAUGAAGAAAUAACACGUGAUGAACCGAAUUUUGUUUAUGCUUUUUUACUUAUACCUUGUUAUUUAAUAUCAUCAUUAUCAGCUUGGAUGAAUCCUGUCAUUUAUAAUUAUAUUAAUCGUAGUUUUCGUCGUGAAUUUUAUGCACUUUAUCCGUGUUGUUGUAAAUUUUCGUCACCGUUAGCGGCAUCGUCAUCUAUGUCUACAAGAAAGGUAGUGUCAACAGUUCCAGCAGCAAAACUACGAAGACGAACAUUAAAAGAUAUUGAAGAAAAAAGAGAUGCUUCAAAAGUAUGUUCAGCACAUAAAUCAGGAGUACGUCUGAUAACCUUUGCUGAUGGAAACACGAAAAUAGCAUCAAUAGAUCAAACCAAUGAACAUAUUUGA